This is a messenger RNA of Penicillium angulare, 714 nucleotides long. RefSeq lists its product as uncharacterized. The transcript is spliced from 2 exons. Lineage: Eukaryota; Fungi; Ascomycota; Eurotiomycetes; Eurotiales; Aspergillaceae. Bases 1 to 714 code for a protein of 237 amino acids. The record is from RefSeq and is a predicted model, not a curated record.
AUGGCGCGAGGAAAUAGCUGCAAGCAGGAUCGAAAUGGCCAUCACUCGCAGCGAGUAAGGCCGGUGAUUACUAAAGCUCGAUCAGUUUCAAAUGUCUCAAUCCGAUCGGCGUUUCCAGUUUCAACCUCCCGGGGCGCAAAGUCUGGCAUUUUGAAACGCCAUCACAGUGGUUCUUCCGCGAAAGACUCCCGCAAACAUGGCAAAAUCGACCGUCAGAAAUGCUCUGAUCUCCUUUCUGAGGUCCAGACUAAGAUGGAGAUAGAAGCGGAUGAGCAGCUAGCUAGGGCCACGUCACGUUUUCAGGCAGAAAAGGCACAGGAUAUGAAAAUGAUGGAACAGAUUCUCGCCGAAAAAGACAGUCUCUCAGCCAAGAAUAUCCAGGCCGAGGGUGAGGUUUCUCGCUUGAAGCAAGAGCUGGAGGCACAGACCCUGGCCACACAAGGCCAAGUGAGCUGGAGCGAGAUACAGUCAGCCUUGUACCAAGCUCAUAGUCAGUUGGUAUCGGCAGCUACUGGGCUUUGGAGCUCGAUCGAAGCCAUCCAGAAUCGCCAGCUAGCAACAUUCCUGCCUGGGUCAGGGACCAUGAAUUUCAACUGGCCCAGUCUAAGCGGAACCUCCAACCUUACUGGAUUCGAUAAUUUACCCUCAUCUUACAAUUCGCAAUUCAGUCAACAAGACCAGCAGGCGAUCAACCAAGCCGUUCCCCCAAAUUGA